AUGUCAGGCGGUGGUCUCGCCGGAAACGGUUCUCUCGACGAUGAGCUAGCGAGGAGCCACGUGGUGAGGCUGCGCGGGCUGCCGUUCAGUGCGACGGAGUCGGACAUUAAGUCCUUCUUCGACGGGCUCGACAUCGCGCCUGACGGCAUUGUCCUGCAGCUUAACUACCAAGGUCGAGCGACUGGCCAGGCCUUCGUUCGCUUCGCGGACGCCGAGAAUGCGACCAAGGCCCUCGAGCGUAACAGAGUGUUGCUGCCCCUGACUCACACCUAUAUUCGUGUUGCUUCCAGGCAGCACAUCGGGUCGCGUUAUAUCGAGGUUUUCAAGGGGCACUCAGCAGACAUGGAGGGGGCCUUGCGGAUGGCGGGCAGGGGCGGUGCUGCUGCUGCUGGUCCGGGGGCGGGGGCGCCUAAUAUGGGCAUGGCGGGCAAUAUGGCGGCGGCAACAUCUGGGCUGCUUGCGGGUGGUGCUGCGGGGGCUGGGGUGCCAGGAAUGGCGGGCAACACGGACAUGCGCUACAGCGGCGUCAUCCGCAUGCGCGGCAUGCCCUAUAGGUGCGCGCUCUGCCUUCCCCUUGCCGUACGUGCGUCGCAUCGAGCUGUGUCCCACGUCUCCCUGCUGCAUUUUCUCUCCUCCUCGUGUCCCGCGAAUACUCGCAGCUUCCUGCCACCUCAGUCUCUUUUCCGCCAUCUCCUCGCCCCUCCCUCCCCGCCCUCCCCGCGCUCCCCGCCCUCCCCGCGCUCCCCGCUCUCCCUGGGCUCGCCCCGGCGUGCGCGGUGUGUGCGUGCGCGCAGUGCGACGUCGGCGGACAUAGCGGCGUUCUUCAAGGGCAUGCAGAUAGCGCACGACGGCAUCUUCCUCUGCUCGCACCCCGACGGCCGCGCCACCGGCGAGGCGUUUGUGGAGUUUGCGAAUGAGGAGACGGCAGCGAGGGCGCUGCAGCUGCACCGAGAACCCAUGGGCCACCGGUACGUGGAGCUGUUUCGGAGCACCAAGGGGGAGAUGAUGGCGGCGGUGCAGCAGCGCAUGUACUCCAUGUUCCCGCCCGUCCCCACCUUCAUGGGCCCCGUACCGGGAAUGAUGGGCUUCGGAAUGCCCAGCCUGGGCGCCGCCAACCUCGCCGCCAUGCACAUGGGCGCGGGCGGAAUGGGGGGCGCAGGCGGAAUGGGCGCAGGGGGGAUGGGGGGCGGAGGCAUGGGGGGACCAGGAGGUCCCGGGGGCGGAAUGGGCGCAGCGCAGGCAGCAGCAGCGGCGUCAGAGAACGUGUGCAUAAAGAUGCGCGGGCUGCCCUUCAGUGCAGGCCAGGAGGACAUUCUGGCGUUUUUCGAGGGGUAUGAAGUGGUGGGGAACGGUGUGCACAUUAUGACGGGGCACAACGACCGGCCUACAGGAGAGGCGUUUGUGGAGUUUGCAUCGUCGGAGGAGGCAGGGCGGGCCAUGGAGCGCCACCGGCAGCACAUGGGGAAUCGUUAUAUUGAGCUCUUCCGUGUCUCCAAGAGUGAGGCGCUGGUGGCGGUGCAAGGGGGGUCGUUGGCAGGGUUCAACAUGGCGGGGGCGUUGGAUCCCAACAUGCAGCUGCUGCUGCUGCAACAACAGAACUAG
Molecule: messenger RNA, 1602 nt
Organism: Closterium sp. NIES-65
Lineage: Eukaryota; Viridiplantae; Streptophyta; Zygnematophyceae; Desmidiales; Closteriaceae
Source: the annotation of a GenBank genome assembly